AAGUUCCUGCUGAUGGUGCGCGACGGCCGCGCCUCGGUGCACUCCAUGAUCACGCGCAAGGUCACCAUCGCCGGCUUCGACCUCAGCAGCUACCGCGACUGCCUCACCAAGUGGAACAAGGCCAUCGAGGUGAUGUACGCGCAGUGCAUGGAGGUGGGCAAGGACAAGUGUCUGCCCGUGUACUACGAACAGCUGGUGCUGCACCCCCGGCGCUCCCUCAAGCUCAUCCUCGACUUCCUCGGCAUCGCCUGGAGCGACGCCGUCCUGCACCACGAGGACCUCAUCGGCAAGCCCGGUGGCGUCUCCCUGUCCAAGAUCGAGCGAUCCACAGACCAGGUCAUCAAGCCCGUGAACCUGGAAGCACUUUCCAAGUGGACCGGCCACAUCCCUGGGGACGUGGUGAGGGACAUGGCCCACAUCGCCCCCAUGCUGGCUCGGCUUGGCUAUGACCCUUACGCAAACCCGCCCAACUACGGCAACCCUGACCCGAUCGUCAUCAACAACACGCAGCGGGUGAGUGCACGUGCACAUGUGCAGAUGUGCUCUCGGGCCGUGGCGGGCCGGAAGCUCCCGCUCCCUGAGAAAGCAUUUAGUCUCUUGUUUCCUAAGCAACUGGUUUGUUUCUAUCUUACGGACAUGGUGAAUUGUAAGACUGCUUUUAUUUCCGUUUUUGCCUGGGCCACAAGGAAGCUCAAGAACAACUGGCAGCUUGUCUCUCCCACCCUAUAGCAUCUAACAGCAGGCCCAUUUGUGCACUAAUUUCAUCCUAUUUCUCUACUCUUAUUUACCCUUUCCUCCCUAUUUCCCCGGCUGUUUCUUCCUUUCUUUGUAAAGCACUUCAAGUCUUUGUUGAGACUGGGCAUAAAGAAAUAAACUGUUGGUCCCUUAUUGCCCCCCUAGGUUUAAGGUUGAUUUCUUUUUUUUUCCUUCCCAAAGCCCCAGUACAUGGUUGUAUAUCAUAGUGGUAGAUCCUUCUAGUUCGUCUGUGUAGGAUGCCACCAUAGCACGGCUUGAUAAGUGGCACUAGGUCUGCGCCCAGGAUCCGAACCGAUGAACCCCAGGCCGCCAAAGCGGAGCACGUACACUUAACCACUAGGCCACGGGGCCAGCCUGUAAGGUUGAUUUCUGAGACAAAUGUGAGCUGAGGGCAGUUUAAAUUACUUUUUAAGUUCUGCUUAGUUAAGGAGGUCAAGGGAAAUGACUUUGACAGGAUGUUUGUGAAGUGUUAAGUAGUCUAAGCCUGGAUCAAAGAACAGGUAACGCGUCCAUGCUCCCUCUUUACACGUUGCCGUCACAGCUGCGGGUUUACGUUGGGGGCUGUGUUCUGACUUCCUCAGAGGCACUAAGUUAGUGAAACUAUUUGGAAAUGGGACCCAGGCCUGCAGAACAGCCCUCCUGGCCCUUCCUUCCAUCGUUGAGACUCAGAGGCUGAAUUUAAGCUAAGCUCGGCAUUUCUGAAGGCGUGCCGAUUCUGGAAAGUAAGCAGUUCUCCUGUUGAACCACAAAGGGAGAAAGCCAUUCCUCUUUCCUGUAAUUCUUAAGGACUCAAGGAGAAAGACUCCACUGGGGCUGAAACGUCUUGAACACCUCGCUGACACGCGCAAGCUCGCCUUUUAACAGAGAAUUUACUCGCGCCGCCCUUGUAAUUGACGUGUAAUUACAUUAGUUCUUUCUCUGCCCCCGCCAUCAGUGGAUUUUGCAAACAUUUAUUGAUGGAAAUACUAGAGAUCCGACAUAGAUGCCCAGACUGCAUUGACAGUGUGGGUCUUCACCACCUGGAUGUGGUUUAUUUUUAUUGUGAUUUUUAUUAUAAAUAUUGAUUACUAUUUAUAUUAUUCAAUAAUAAUUAUUCUUUCAACUGUCCUUAUGUGUUUUAUGUAAUAUAUUUCACACUAAAAAAUUAAUUAACUAGAUUAAAAAGAAGGAGAAGCGGGUGAUGAUCUGGAAAUCCAGCCCCCAGGCACUUCUCAGAAACAGCGGGGGCAGAAUGGGGACCACAGCGUCACCAGGCUGUCCUCUCCCUACCCCACGUGCCCAGCCAGGGGUCCAGCAGCGGCUUCUCUGACAUGUUUUUAAAACCGGAGGCCCCUGGCUUGCCCCAGACUGUGGGUCAGAAGCUCCUAGAGGAAGGCCUGACCUUGUGUAUUGUAUAAAAAGUUACAAAUUCCUACAAGCCCUGAUCGUCAGGAGCAGCUCCGUGGAGCUCUGUUGUUGGUUUAAAAUGGAAGAUGUGUCCAGUUUUCUUCCCAAGAGGUUCCCUCCCUGGGAGUUAAUCAAGUCUUGGCAAGUGCCAGACCCUUGUUUAGUCUUUACGGUAGUUUUGUUAUUACUGCAAAGGUAAGUCCCCUCGUCGAAAGCCGUGUGUGUGUGUGUGUGUGUGACAUUGUGUGUUCCUAUGGUGGAUCCUGGGGUGGGCUAGACUCAGUGACUGGAAGGACCCCAUUGCUAAUGAAAUUGCCCACACCUGUGCUGUCCAUUACCACCACGAGCUGCUAACCUUUGUGGCUUUUGACAUGUGACUAGUGCAAAUUGAGAGGUGCUGGGAGUGUAAAAUAACACUGCGUUUUGAAGUCCUAGUACAAAAAAAAUCAGUAGAAUGUCUCACUAAUCACUUUUAUAUUGAUUACACGUUGAAGUAUUAAUAUUUUAUUUUUUUCCUUUCUCUCUUUUUUUCU
Molecule: messenger RNA, 2675 nt
Organism: Equus quagga
Lineage: Eukaryota; Metazoa; Chordata; Mammalia; Perissodactyla; Equidae
Product: protein-tyrosine sulfotransferase 2-like
Exons: 2
Biological process (GO): peptidyl-tyrosine sulfation
Cellular component (GO): Golgi apparatus
Molecular function (GO): protein-tyrosine sulfotransferase activity
Source: RefSeq, a predicted model, not a curated record